GUCGUUGUGAGCGGAGCGGAGCGCGCCGAUGACGUGAGACGCUACAGUGGAGGUGAAUGGGAGCGAGCGCCGGCUGCCGGAUUCAACAUGUCAAGACCUACAAGUGUGUCCCCACGACCUGGCAGUGCCCAGUCAAGCCAAACUGCCUCUAAACCUAAGGGAUUUAAAGAUAUCCGGAUUGAUGAAGAAGUAAAAAUUGCAGUAAAUAUUGCCCUAGAGAGAUUCCGUUACAGCGAUCAAAAAGAAAUGGAAUUUCCAUCCUCUUUAACGAGUACAGAAAGAGCAUUUAUUCAUCGGCUUGCCCAGUCCCUAGGCCUAAUCUCUAAAAGCAAAGGAAAAGGGGCACAUAGAUUUCUUACAAUAAAGAAAAAAGAUGGUUCUGAGAUAGCUCAGGCUGUCAUGACCUGCUCACUGACUCACAGCAUGAAACAUGCCAUACGCAAUCUAAUUCAGAGGUUUCCUGUGACAAAUAAAGAACGCACAGAUCUUUUACCCAGAACUGAACGUGGCAAUGUAUUAACUGUUGAAGCAGAAAACAACCGAGAAAUGAAUAAGACCAGUGGUAGGCUCAACAAUGGCAUUCCUCAAGUUCCACCGAAACGUGCAGAUUCUGAAUUGGAUGCUUUUAGACAUUCUUUGCCUGUUUUUGACAAGCGAGAUGAUAUCGUGAAAAUUAUAAAAGAGAACAGAGUGAUUUUAAUAGUUGGAGAAACCGGCUCUGGAAAGACUACGCAGAUCCCCCAGUUCCUUCUGGAUGAUUGCUACAAGAAUGGAAUACCUUGCCGAAUAUUCUGUACUCAGCCCAGGCGACUUGCGGCUAUUGCUGUGGCAGAAAGAGUUGCUGCAGAGAGGGGUGAGAAGAUUGGGCAGACAAUUGGCUACCAAAUUAGACUGGAAAGCAGGGUUUCCCCAAAGACACUGCUGACGUUUUGCACAAAUGGAGUUCUUCUUCGAACACUAAUGGCUGGAGAUGGUACUUUGGCAGCUGUCACUCACGUGAUAGUAGAUGAAGUGCAUGAGCGAGAUCGGUUUAGUGAUUUCUUAUUAACUAAACUGAGGGAUCUGAUGCAAAAACAUCCAUCACUAAGACUCAUUCUUUCUAGUGCAGCUCUGGAUGUUAAUCUCUUUGUUAGAUACUUUGCUGGCUGUCCUGUAAUUUACAUUCAAGGAAGACCAUUUGAAGUAAAGGAACUCUUUUUAGAGGACAUCUUGCGAACUACUGGCUACACAAACAAAGAGAUGUUGAAAUAUAAAAAGGAGAAACAGCAAGAGGAAAAGCAACAAACAAACUUGAGUGAAUGGUAUAAAGCCAAGGAGACCAGCGGUACCAGCAGAUCAGAAUAUCAAAGACAAAGAUUUAUCCCAAGUCUGACAGCAGAAAAUGAUUUGCUUGAUGAUGGUGGAGACAGUGUAUUUAGUCAGUUGAAUGAGAAAGAUUUUAAUUCUCUUGAGCCUUGGCUCAUAAAGGAAAUGGAUGCCUGUCUGUCUGACAUUUGGCUACACAAAGAUGUUGAUGCUUUCGCUCAAUUGUUUCAUCUUAUUUUAAGUGAGAACGUUAGUGUUGACUACAGGCAUAGUGAAACCAGCGCUACUCCAUUAAUGAUAGCUGCAGGCCGGGGGUUUCUAAGUCAAGUGGAACAACUACUCAGCAUGGGAGCAAAUGCGAAUGUUAAGGCUUCAAAUGGCUGGUUGGCUUUGGAUUGGGCUAAACGAUUUGGUCAAAGUGAGAUUAUAGAUCUUCUGGAGUCAUUCAAUUCUUCAAUAGAAUUGGGGAGUCUUGAUGAGUGUGUCCUGGUGCAAACAGACGGUGGAGAGCUAAGUCAAGAAGAUAAAGAAAUUCUAAGUGUCUACCACCACAGCUUUGAUGAUGAAAAAGUUGAUCUGGAUCUAAUCAUGCACCUUCUUUACAACAUCUUUCAGAGUUCUGAUGAUGGUGCCGUUUUAAUCUUUUUACCAGGAUAUGAUGAAAUUGUAGGACUCAGAGAUCGCAUUUUGUAUGAUGAUAAAAGAUUUGCAGAUAAUUCUCAUAAAUUACAGGUUUUCAUGCUUCAUUCUAACAUGCAGACAUCUGACCAAAAGAAGGUGUUAAAAAACCUACCUACUGGAAUUCGUAAAAUAAUUCUUUCCACAAAUAUUGCAGAGACAAGCAUUACUGUCAAUGAUGUGGUAUUUGUCAUUGAUUCUGGGAAAGUAAAAGAGAAAUCAUUUGAUGCACUAAACUCUGUCACAAUGCUAAAAAUGGUGUGGAUUUCUAAGGCGAGUGCUGUCCAAAGAAAGGGAAGGGCAGGUCGUUGUCGACCAGGAAUUAGUUUUCACCUAUUUAGUAGACUGCGGUUUCAAAAUCUUCUAGAGUUUCAGAUUCCCGAAUUGCUACGAAUGCCACUGCAGGAACUUUGUUUACAUACCAAACUGUUAGCUCCAAUUAAUUGCCCCAUUGCCGACUUCCUUGCAAAAGCACCAGAACCCCCACCAUCACUUAUAGUUAGAAAUGCUGUUCAAAUGCUCAAGACUAUAGAUGCCAUGGACAGCUGGGAAGAUCUGACAGAGCUUGGUUACCACUUGGCAGAUCUUCCUGUGGAACCCCAUCUGGGAAAAAUGGUUCUUUGUGCUGUAGUGUUAAAGUGCCUUGAUCCUAUUCUCACUAUUGCCUGUACUUUGGCUUAUCGAGAUCCAUUUGUCCUGCCAAUGCAACCUUCACAAAAGCGCGCUUCCAUGUUGUGUAGAAAGCGCUUUGCUGCAGGAACAUUCAGUGAUCACAUGGCUCUUUUAAGAGCUUUCCAGGCUUGGCAAAAGGCUCGCAGUGAUGGAUGGGAGAGAGCAUUCUGUGAAAAGAAUUUCCUUUCUCAAGCUACGAUGGAAAUCAUUAUUGGCAUGAGGACACAGGUAAGUCCAUUGUAGAGGAGACAAGGUUUUGUAAGGGCACGAGGUGGCGGUGACAUUCGAGAUGUGAACACAAACUCAGAGAAUUGGGCUGUGGUGAAAGCUGCAUUAGUUGCAGGGAUGUACCCAAAUCUCAUCCAUGUUGAUCGAGAGAAUUUAAUGUUGACUGGAUCUAAAGAGAAAAAAGUCAGAUUUCACCCGACCUCAGUUCUUAGCCAACCACAAUACAAGAAGAUUCCACCAGCAAAUGGACAAGCUGUGGCUGUUCAAGCACUGCCCACUGACUGGCUUAUUUAUGAUGAAAUGAUGAGAGCACACAGAAUUGCUAAUAUACGGUGCUGUUCUGCUGUGACUCCAAUCUCUGUGGCCUUAUUUGGUGGUCCAGCUAGACUAUCAAGCAGUGCAUUACAAGAGCCAUCGUCCCCUCGAGUAGAUGGCAUCGCCAAUGACAGCAGUGACAGUGAAAUGGAGGACAAAUCCACUUCCAAGAUGGCAACUUUGAAGCUGGAGGAGUGGCUGAAUUUUAGAAUAGAUCCAGAAGCAGCUAGUCUUAUCUUGCAGUUACGACAGAAAUGGCAUAGUCUGUUCCUGAGACGAAUGCGUGCUCCAUCAAAACCUUGGACUCAGGUAGAUGAAGCAACUAUCAGGGCAAUCAUUGGAGUCCUUAGCAGUGAAGAGCAAGCAGCGGGACUGCAACAACCAUCAGGGAUUGGACAAAGACCAAGGCCAAUGUCUUCAGAAGAGCUUCCAGUCUCCUCGUCUUGGAGGUCAAACAGUAGGAAGAGCUCAGCAGAAGCAGAGUUUUCUGAUGAUUCUUCCAGUGUGGAAUUUAGAGAAAGGGUUCAGUUGAAGCCACAGCAGCAGCAAAGAUAUAAGGAGAGGGGCUUUCUUCAUCCAAAGAGAAGUUCUGAUGACCGAUCAGAUCAGUCAUCAGUUAAAUCAACAGACAGCAGUAACUAUCCCAGUCCCUGUGCCAGUCCAUCUCCACCACCUUCAGGCAAGGGCUCUAAAUCUCCAUCACCAAGACCAAAUGUACCAGUUCGAUUUUUCAUUUUGAAAAGCAGCAACCUACGUAAUCUUGAGAUUUCUCAACAAAAGGGAAUUUGGUCCACCACACCCAGCAAUGAACGAAAACUAAACCGUGCAUUUUGGGAAAGCAGCAUUGUGUACCUGGUGUUUUCUGUGCAAGGAUCAGGACAUUUUCAGGGAUUUGCCAGAAUGAUCUCUGAGAUAGGGAGGGAAAGAAGCCAGGAAUGGGGUUCGGCUGGAUUAGGAGGAGUCUUCCGAGUUGAAUGGAUAAGAAAGGAAAGCCUUCCUUUCCAAUAUGCCCACCAUCUCCUCAACCCAUGGAAUGAUAAUAAGAAAGUACAAAUAAGCAGAGAUGGACAGGAGUUAGAGCCACAGGUUGGAGAACAAUUGCUGCAGCUUUGGGAACGCAUUCCCGUAGGAGGAAAACUACCACAGACAGAUAGCAGACUUGGCAUCUUUGGAGAGUGCUAGAGAUUCUUCGAUUCUCUGCAGUUCAUUAUACAGCAACUCUGGAAACUGCAUUUUCUGACACAUUUGACUUUUCAUCACUGAAGAUGUACUGGAAACAAACUCCUAUUCCUCCGAAUAAAAUUUUGAAACCAUGGUGAAGUUCUGUGAGAACAGGUUAUGUUUUAAAAACAGACAAAGGAUUGGUGAGGCAUGAGAGAGAGAUGGAAAGAAAAUGUUGGGUUUAAUAUUUGUCUGAUCUGUAAAAAUUAAGAAAAGCAGUUACAUCUUGUUCCACUGUGUUAUGUGGCUUUCUAAACUGUGAAGAAAUUAUUUCCACAGGAUUAUAUGUGAAAUACUCUUAGACUGCUUUAAACAAAUAUUCAUUGGGAUCCUUUCCUUACCUAAGUAUUUGUGUUGCUGGCUCAAAUUGGUUGUAAUGUUUCCUUUCAAAAGUAACUCAGUGGAGCUAAUGGCUGAGAUUUGGUUUCAUCUUAGUUAAGUUUUUGGCUUCAUGUUUAAGUUACAGUUCAAUCUAUCUGGAAAAAAUAUACCUAUGUAAGCUAUAUUUAAAUUAAACCUUUUGUCGAAUUUAAAUAGUCUUUUAUGUUGCAUUUUACCACAUUGCAACACAAUCACCACCUACCUAGUCACACAUUAACUUUAUUACAACUGAAUUUAUCAAAUAUAAUUGGUACCAGAUAGAAUAUAUUUAUUAAAAAUAUUGCUUCAUCUGGUGAAACGUGAUGCACAGGGAUUGAAACAGUGGAGGAUUCUUCCUGUUCGGAAAUAUUGAAAGUUAUAUUACCAACAAUAUAAUUUCAAAAUAUUGUGCCAGGAUUAAAGGUUGACGUUUCUGCUUUACCAUAAGCCAAGGGUCCAGUUAAAAAUUGGAUGUAAAGUUUUAGUUACUAAGAUAUAUAAGAAGAUUGUUAGUUAAGAUGGUAGCCAAAUUGAAAACCAUUAAAUAGAACUUUACGCUUUGAAAUGUGUUUGUGCAGAAAGUAGCUUGCUCUUCAGUGUAUUGAUUGUCUUAAAAGCUUUGGUAAACUUGCAAGAAAGUGUCAAAAUUGUAAUGUUGAUCUAUUAUGUUGUCUGAUGUUUAUCGUUGACCAUAAUGUAAUUUAGUUUGAGUUGUUGGCUUCAUUUUAAACCAUGUUCACAAAUACGUCUGGUAGAUGUGAACUAUUCAGCACUUUGAGGCUUGAAAUCAAAAUUUAAAUACAAACCAGUGAUCUAUUUAUUAAGAUGCGUACAAUGCAGUCUACUUUUUUGGUGGGAAAUGAAUGAUAUGAUUUUUCAUAUGACAUUAAUGAGCAUUUUGUGACAAGUGGAUGCGUCAAUUUCUUUGAAAUAUUCCUCAUAAUAGACAAAUUUUAUGAUCUUGUGUCAUUCCAUUAUAAUCACCAGAAGUGACCGACUUAAAAUUGCCCUUUUGCAGGCCGAAGUCUAUGUGUCCUUGACUGAACAGCUAACCCUUCAGGAAAAAAAGUAAACUUUGUUGUAAUAUUUUAUUAUUCAGCAUUUGUAUAAACAUAAUUCAGGAUGAAAAUGCUACAUUUGACUCUUCGUGCUAAAACUCUUAAGUAAUGCAGAAAGCAUGAACUGAUUUGUUGAAAAAUUUCAUCAUAUGUUUGUAAAAUGUAAUUUAGCAUCAGGAAAUGUAACAGUAGAUUCUUCAUUAGCUGCUGUUGAAUGGAAGUGCAUCCAUUCACAUGGGGAAAAAGUUAACAUUUUAACAUGGAUCUAUUCUCAGGUCUCAGAUACCUCAAAUGGUUAAAUCUUCAGCUUAUCCAGAAACCAUAGAAGCAUAAGAAGACAUUGUAUAAUAUUGAAACAGAUGAAUAUAUUUAAUGACAAAAAGAACAACUGUCAUCUCUUUUUGUGAGGUAAUGAGAGCGAUGCUGAGAUCAAGCAGUUUUAAUCUAAUUAAAAAAACAUAGAUAAAACCUCACAACUAAACUUUGAGUGGUGUGGGGGAAUGGAACUGUUUAUUGUAGCAUGAAGCACACUUAAACUUAGUCAGACUCUCUUGAUGUAACAGUUACAUUUAAUGAACAUACUGUUGUUGCAUUAUCCAGCAAAAUGCUCUUCCAUUUAGUCAGCUGUCAGCCUUGUCUGUAUGACAAAAUAGCUUGUGAUAAGUACAGAAACAAUUCUUGCAAUCGUCAAAUGAUGAUUUAUAAACAAAAUUAAAGCAACGUUCCCACUUGUCAUUGAAUGUGCUAAUUGAAACAUUGUAGACAAUUUAUGCUCAAAAACUUAGUUGUGUAGUAUGCAUUAUAACUCUUGUGAUGGCAGAUGUGGAAAAUAAGUAGAGGCCUUGUUCGAACAGAAAAUUGUACAUAUUGCUGCAGUGUGCAGUUAUUUCUGAAAUUUGACAAUGGAUUUUUUAAAUGAAGGAAUAUAAUUCAAAUAAACUAAUUUGUUUCUAUG
Messenger RNA from Amblyraja radiata (thorny skate), 6792 nucleotides. It is a transcript of the gene ythdc2, whose product is annotated as YTH domain containing 2. Gene Ontology annotation, cellular component: intracellular anatomical structure. Lineage: Eukaryota; Metazoa; Chordata; Chondrichthyes; Rajiformes; Rajidae. The record is from RefSeq and is a predicted model, not a curated record. The transcript is spliced from 31 exons. Gene Ontology annotation, molecular function: RNA binding; helicase activity; protein binding.